Molecule: messenger RNA, 3960 nt
Organism: Psammomys obesus (fat sand rat)
Lineage: Eukaryota; Metazoa; Chordata; Mammalia; Rodentia; Muridae
Gene: CUNHXorf38
Product: chromosome unknown CXorf38 homolog
Exons: 7
Coding region: 1673-2623 (316 amino acids)
Source: RefSeq, a predicted model, not a curated record
ACGUCAGUACUAAUUCACCCUUUUCCCUUUUACAUCUGCAGAAGUGUUAUUUCAAAAUGUAUAGAAGGACUUUUAGAGUCAGGAGCAAAGCGAGAAGUUCAUCAAAGUAUGGCCAGUUAUUAAUAACACUUUUUUUCUGCCAUGUGUUUUUUUUUUUUCCCCUUCAAAAGAAAUACCAAUUACAUUUUUUUUUCUUCUUUCAAAAAACAAGACAGGGUCUUUCCAUGUUGCCCAGGCUGGCCUAAAACCUCUUAGGUCCAAGUGAUCUACGUAGGAGUAUUGGGAAGACAGGCAUGUCCAAUCCCUACCAAGCCCCCACUUUCAAGUAUUCUUGAUACAAAAUUUAUACUUACAGAAAUGUUUAAGAGAACUUAUGAUAACAAGACAGAAAAGGGAAAAUAUCAAUGUAGAUUUCAUUGGGUUUUCUGGAAAUUUUCAUGUGGUAUGAUGGGAGUGGCGUAUUUGGAUUCACUUUCGAUGGGUCCAAUAUUGUGCUCACAAACACAAAAUUAAGAGAGCCUGCUUGCUCUAUACUUUGAGUCUCGAAAUCACCAGAUAGAACCCACUUUCAACUGGCCAGUGAUUUGAAAAAUGUCCAAUAAUGUAACUGGUGGAUGAAAAAGCAUAUUUAGGUCGAUACAAAAGUAAGAGCUAGCAUUUACUGAACGCUUACUUUAUGUCAGUCACCAUUCUAAGUGUUUCCUUGUGUAUACAUGGCCCUCACCACAUUGUGAGGUAAGUAUUAAUAACCCCCUCUUACGGGUGAUAAACAGAGCCACAAAGAAGUAACUUCUUAGGAUUAAAAGUAGGAUCAGCCAAUAUCAAAACACAAUGAAUUGGCAAUGAACACAGAGAUGGUGCACCUAACAUUGCCUAUGCUGUGAACCAUGCAGUCUUGGGAAAGGCUUCGUGUUUAUAGCGUUCUUUUCAGGGUCUUUUGAUUAUACAUCUCUUCAACAUGUUAUCCAAGUUCAAAAAACCAAUUAAAGGCAUCACUUGCCUUUGACAAUCUAACGCAUUCUGGUCUCUGCAGCAAAUAUAAGUGUCCUGUGCAGCUGAAAUAACCAUGGUGUACCCUUUUCUGGAGGCUUCAUCUUGUGGCCUUGCAGCCAGCCCUCCCUCCAAAUCCAGAAAAUAGUUUCUGGCCCUGGCGUCACACAACGCAAUAGGCCCACGCUUCAGGCAGAGGGCGGGCAUAUUCUAUCGAUGUCCCCGAUUUGCUGUGGUUAUUUUGUGGGUUUAGGAAUGAAUUAACUUUGUAGAAUUGCGUAAUACAAGGGACAUGUGUCAUCCAAGAAACGUGCCUUCAGCACACCUCCAUCUUUACAAUAAAUUAAAGAACGGAGUCCUCAGUACAUCAAGAAGGAAUCAAGUUGGUUAAGAGGGUUGACAGGGUAUUUGGGAAAUGAAAAUUAAGGCUUACAGGCUUCCAUCGGAGAGACUGCUUCAAGUUCACAAACCGGAGGAGUUCUUUUUAAGGGGGGCGGGGGAGGGGUGGAGCUGCGGCUCCCCGGAUGUGAAAGACUUGCCCUCCUCUAGCAUCCGUGACGUGUGCAGUGCCCAGUGACGCUAAGCCUAGGAGCCACUCAGGCGCUUGCUCCGGGGAAGCUUCCCAGGGUCCUGCGCGUGCGUAACGCCGCCGGCCCUGCCUUCCACCGCCUCAGAGUGAGACAUGGUGCUGUCGGAGCUGGCAGCGCGCCUUAAUUGCACUGAGUACAAAAACUGGGUGAAGGCAGGACACUGUCUGCUGCUGCUACGCAGCAGCCUACAGGGGUUCGUCGGCCGCGAAGUACUCUCCUUCCAUCGCGGACUGCUCGCCGCGGUCCCCGGCCUUGGUCCCCACGCCACCUGCCGUGGCGGCUCCCGGUGCAGCCCGCGCGCUCGCCAGUUUCAGCCUCACUGUCAAGCGUGCACCGAGUGGAAACGCGAGAUCUUGAGGCAUCACAUCAACAGAAAUGGAGACGUGCACUGGGGAAAUUGCCGGCCUGGCCUCUGGCCCGUGGACGCCUGGGAGGUGGCCAAGGCCUUCAUGCCCCGAGGACUCGCAGACAAACGGGGACCUGAGGAAUGCGAUGCAGUCGCCCUUCUAAGUCUCAUCAAUUCCUGCGAUCAUUUCAUGGUUGACCGGAAGAAGGUCACAGAGGUGAUUAAGUGUCGGAAUGAGAUAAUGCACUCUUCAGAGAUGAAAGUAUCAUCUGUAUGGCUUCAAGAUUUUCAGAUGAAGAUCCAAAAUUUUCUAAACGAGUUCAGGAAUAUUCCAGAGAUUGUAGCAGUAUAUUCCAGGAUAGAACAGCUGCUGACGUCUGACUGGGCUGUUCACAUCCCUGAGGAAGACGAACGAGAUGGCUGUGAACUUGAAAUAAGAGGUUACUUGAGUGUGAACCAAAUCCAUGAAAUCGAAAUGGAAUUGCUGAAAGAAAAACUGCAAGAGAUGUACCUUCAAGCAGUAGAAGAAGAGGUGUUGCCUGAAGAGCUCUCGAAUCAACUGGAUGCGGUGAGAGGAUUCCUGAGAAACAACACCGAUCUUAGAAAUGACCUUACAGAAGACAUGCAGAAGCUAGACGGCCUUCAUCUACAGCAUCAAAAACCGAUUUCAAAGGAUGCGGGGAGACAGACCCCCUGAAAGGAAGGCUUGAAGUCUGUGGCACUAGACUGUUUUGUGUCACUUCUGGACGUUGCUGUAUUCCCAAAACUACCUGGAAGAAACACUCCAUGCCAAGGCUCAGCAAAGAUGAGUUCAUUCCCUCACUUGGCCACCUGCCUGUCCGAGAGGGACCCUGCGGAGAACGGGUUGUCAAUACAGACUGGAUUCGGCAUGUAUUUUGACUUCAGAACCCAGUCAGUGCAAAUGUGCCUGCAGCUUGCUUAUUUAGUCUCCCUGAUUGCUGUUUGUUUUUCACUCUUAUGUCCUCAUUCUUCCUCUAUUUGUGAAGUUCCUUGAGAAGACUUCAAGAGUAAAGCAAAAUUUUGCAUUUAUUUUUGUCAAAGAAAAAAAAAAAAAAAAAAAAGACAGUCAUGAAAUGUCUAUUCCCGUCUAGAUCUGAACUAGAAAACAUGGAGUCUUGAUUUCCUAACCCAUGAAGACACGGCUUCUAACUGUAGCAAGUUUGAGAUCGGGACCUUUCAUUUUCCACCUGUGUCUAAUUUGUCCUUACCAGUCCUUCACACACUUACCAAAUGUCAAGCCUGUGCCAGCCACUGAAGUUGAUGCAAAUGUAAUGAGCGGUGACAUCCUGUCUGACUGCCUUUGUCUUCCACUGUGACAAAUCAAAGGUAUUGUUCAGGAAAGUUGACACUAGUAACAUUCCGUUGAACUGAAACAGAAGAGAAGACACUUAUUUAAAAAGGGCUCCAAAGUAAGUGCGGCCUCUCCAGAGGCAUCAUCCUGUAGACAUCUCUUCAGCAGCACUGCGCAUCUGGACACAGGGUCUGUAUGAACAGACGCUUCCCACAGCAUUCGUACCCAGCCACUAGUAGAGAGGACCUCCUGAGCAAGGCAUAGAACAUCUGCACUCCGCCACAUAACUGUUCGAGAGAAGGUGCCCAGACUGCAGUGCAGGAAUACGAAGUGCCUGUAAGACAUCUAAAGGAGUAGUUUGAGAGGGUGGGGUGGAAUUCCAUGGUGGGGCACUUGCUUGCCCAGCAUGUAUGAGGCCUUCAGUCGGAUCCCCAGUCCCCUACCAAAGGCAAAUAGAAAAGAGAAGUAUUUAAUAAUACCCAGCAUGCUGUAGCGCUGUUUUGUAUGGUAUGAUAACAGGCCUGGAAAGGUCUGUUUUUUUUCCAAGUCUGUAUGCUGUAUGUUAGGUCUGGGAGAGGAGUUGGAGCUGUGGGGAAUGGUCAGAAGGAAUUUAGCUCUUUCUAUUUUGUAUAAUCUCUUUAUAAUAAACAUGCACUCAUGUACGUUGACAUUUUUAUCAGUUUUUAACUUUAAAACAAUACAUAUGAACGACAUAUACCAAA